This is a messenger RNA of Plectropomus leopardus (leopard coralgrouper), 1018 nucleotides long. The record is from RefSeq and is a predicted model, not a curated record. NCBI's taxonomy places the organism in Eukaryota, Metazoa, Chordata, Actinopteri, Perciformes, Serranidae.
AUGCUGCUCCUCGCUGCUCUCCUGCUGCUCCAAACCUCUAAAGACGUCGUCUCCAGUCCUCUACGGGAAGCCAAAAAAGCAGAGGACUGGUUCACCAGAGCGUUGAUCUACAUGGAGUCAAACCCCGAGACUUUAGAAGAGCUGAUGAACCGAAACUCUGCGCUGCUGCAGGGAGACAUGAUGCUGAACACGGACAGGAACGCCGUGGAGAGCACGUGGCCGACGCCAGAGAUCCCGUACGUCAUCAGCUCAGACUUAGAGAGCCGGACGGACGACAUCGUGUCUGCGAUGUCGAUGGUGUCUGAACACACGUGUGUGUCCUUCCACACGAGAACCUCUGAGACCAACUACCUGCUGUUCGUCAACAGCAAGGGGUGUCGUACGUACGUGGGCUUCAUUGGCGGCGAGCAGCCCAUGUUCAUCGGGCCCCCGUGCAGGGUGGGAAACAUCGUCCACGAGAUCCUUCACGCGUUGGGUUUCCACCACGAACACACGAGGACGGACCGCGAGCAGCACGUCUCCAUCCUGCAACACAACAUCAUGGACGGGAUGGAGAGAAACUUCCAAAAGCAACAAGGUCAAACCUUCGACCUUCGUUAUGACGUCAAAUCGAUCAUGCACUACGGAAGCGGCUUCUUUUCCGCGAACGGUCUGCCCACCAUCGUGGCCAAAAGCGAUGUGAAGGGGAUGGGACAGAGAGACAGAAUGACCGAGACGGACGUCCAGAGAGUUCGCCGUCUCUACAGCUGUGACGCCCCGAAACCAGAGACGGAGGAGAAGGAAGAGAAAAAAAGCAGUGAAGUGAAGAAAGAGGAGGAUAUCAACACGCCUUUGUUCCAGGACGAGGCGUCCGCACACCGAGGUCAGGUCACGUCUGCUCCUGCGUCUCCGUCCGUCUCCCUGCAGCUCCGGGACGCUGCCACCAGAGGACACACCGACACUUAGACUCAGCUCCGACUGACGUUUAUCAUGAAUAAAACCCAAAAAUGCAUCCCACACCUGUCCUCACUGCUGUCAC